Molecule: messenger RNA, 264 nt
Organism: Protopolystoma xenopodis
Lineage: Eukaryota; Metazoa; Platyhelminthes; Monogenea; Polystomatidea; Polystomatidae
Source: the annotation of a GenBank genome assembly
AUGAAACUCUGCGUUUCUCAGCCCAGUUCUCAAGCAAAUAUUGCUACUGACGCUAUUGAUCGUGAAACGGCAUGCGUCAAGACUCCUUUUGAGCAUGAAUUGCAUCCAUGCACCAGUUCUGCAGUUCGAUCUUCAUCACUCAAAGGUUCCCGGGCAUUCGCUUUGAAUCGCAUAUCUACUGGACCUGUCAGUCACAAAAAGGAAAAAGUCCAAUACAAAAGAGUAUCCGUCGAAACAAGCAUGGUUGCUGAGGUACUUUUCUAA